Molecule: messenger RNA, 654 nt
Organism: Emiliania huxleyi CCMP1516
Lineage: Eukaryota; Haptophyta; Isochrysidales; Noelaerhabdaceae
Exons: 1
Coding region: 1-654 (217 amino acids)
Source: RefSeq, a predicted model, not a curated record
AUGCAGCAACCCCAGCCCAACGAGUCGCCCGAGGGGUGGACCAGGGUUGGGAAGGGCGGCAUGCCGGACAGGUUCACCAUUAGGAACCCUGGCCGCAAGCCGCCGGGCAAGGCGGUCAAGCGCAAGCCUGACCGCCAGCCCGCACCCAAGGGAGGUGGACCCCCACCCCCCUCUCCCAAGGUGAACAAGAACAGGCUGAGCGCGCUGGGCGCUGGCCCUUCUGGCACCAGCGGGAGCCACGAGCGCGCACCGCCGCGCUCCCCCUCCCCCUCCUCGCCGCCUGCCAAAUCACCGCGGCCGUCUGUGCCUGCUUCCGAGUAUGACUCCGAGUUCGACUUUUCCGACGCUGAGGCGCAGGAUAGGACGGCAGGGGUCGUACACGACGCAGUUCAGCAGGCUGUGAUGCAAUACGGCUAUGACGACGAGAUCUUCCAGGCGUGGAGGGACGGCGAGAUACGGCGAAAGGACUUGCCGGAGGAGGUGGUGGCUAUGGCUUUGGACCUUUGCGAGAGGUGGCGAGCGGAGCAAGAGCGGUGUAGGCGCGUCCACGCGGCGCAGCGGCUCUGCCGCGACCCCGGCCCCUCUCAUAGCCGCAGCCGUAGCCGCAGCCCCAACUCUUGCCGCUCUUCCGUGUCGGGUUGUGACGAGGGGUGA